CAGAGUUUCGGUGUUCUCAGGUUAGAGCAAAGUGUUUUUGAUGAUAAAAAUCUCUCCGGAUUUCCGUACUGCAACGAAAGAAACAAAGCAAUAAGGAUGAAUUCUUGGUUCAGCCUGGUGCUAAUGUGCAGUCUUGUCCUCAUCGAGUCACUGAAUGGGGCUGCCGGGAAUGCGAUUCCUCACAACAUUCCUCACAACCAUCUUCAGAACCUGGAAAAAGCAGUGCACACUGUGCAAGAGUAUUAUGACUUAAAAAACAAGCAAUGGAUGGGACGUGCCGUGUUCGCUCCCUACUUGGGCAAGACAGAGACUUGCACAUGCGAGAAGCUCAUGCUCGUGGCCAUGUUGAACUCCUACGUGGAAAUGUUUUCGGACAUGAUGAAGAGGUCCAAGGAGAUUGAGGCUAGCCUGAAGGGAAUACAGGCAAACGUGACACACCUGCGGGAAAGUAAAUACAGCAAAGAGCAGCAUGUGUUGACGCAACUUCAGGAGAUUAAGCUCAAAAACGUGAAUGACAUGACAAUCCAGGGUGGAGCGAUGAACGACUUUCUCUCUGUGUAUGAUAUGGCGUAUAGACUUGGACACAAAAAGCAAUAGUUUGUGCUCACAAUAGGAGACUUUUUUAGCACAGAAAGAAAUCAAACUCUGUUUUCUGUGCUCUUAAAACAUUACUUUUGUGCCUUUUUGUUUCCUAUUUAUCUUUUGUGCCUUUUUUGCUAUCUAAUUUAUCAAACCUUAUUUAAAUAUAACUGAGAUGUAAUGUAACAUAUUUAUUUAUCACAAAAUGUACUGUAAAAUCAUAUAAUGCAAUUUACUCAAUAUGUAACUUAUUAUGGCGUGCAGGAGUGUACUUUGCUAAUGACUGUUCAUCAAACUCAUAUGUGACUCAUACAGUUGUGACAGAACUCUGUAUAUGUACACAAUAAACCACUAAUCUUGGCAUUAA
Pygocentrus nattereri (red-bellied piranha) is the source of this 946-nucleotide messenger RNA. RefSeq names its product interferon gamma-related-like. Gene Ontology annotation, molecular function: type II interferon receptor binding. The transcript has 4 exons. The coding region runs from base 97 to 597 and encodes 166 amino acids. Gene Ontology annotation, cellular component: extracellular region. Gene Ontology annotation, biological process: immune response. Lineage: Eukaryota; Metazoa; Chordata; Actinopteri; Characiformes; Serrasalmidae. The record is from RefSeq and is a predicted model, not a curated record.